Molecule: messenger RNA, 3423 nt
Organism: Lagopus muta (rock ptarmigan)
Lineage: Eukaryota; Metazoa; Chordata; Aves; Galliformes; Phasianidae
Biological process (GO): DNA integration
Molecular function (GO): RNA stem-loop binding; RNA-DNA hybrid ribonuclease activity; zinc ion binding
Source: RefSeq, a predicted model, not a curated record
AUGCCCCCAGUGAUUCCGGUGGAGACAGUCAGAGAGCUUCUCCUCCGCCUGGACUGUCACAGGUCCAUGGGACCGAAUGGGCUACAGCCCUGGGUGCUGAGGGAGCGGGUGGGGGUGAUUGCCGAGCUGCUCUCAGCCAUCUAUCACCACUCCUGGUUAACUGGAGAGGCCUUAGAGGAUUGGAGGCAUGGUGAUGUGACUCCCAGCUUCAAGAAGGGCCAUAAGGAGAAUCUGGGGAACUAUAGGCCUGUUAGCCUGACCUCGGACUGGAGAAACUGGCUGCUGUGGAAGUUCGGGGGUGGUGAUAGCCUGUGGUUGGUGGCAGGUCGCUCUCGAAUUCGGGACAUCAGUGCCGUGCUGGUGAUGGAUCAAGUUAUUAAGUUGGUCCUUCAGUUCUGUAAGGACUAUCACAGCAGGAAUGCCCCUUCUAAGAAGGACAUUUCAGUUGUACUUAUUCGCCUGGAAAAGGAGUGGAAUCUUCCCUCCUCUCAGGACAUUUUAGAUCCUGAUAAAUGGGAUCAGUUUACAUCCACGCUUGCGCAGCGUGCGAUAGAGGAGCAAAAAGCAGCGGAGCUAAAAAUCUGGGGGUUAAUUCUUGGGGCUCUUAAAGCCGCUAGAGAAGAAGAUAGAAUUCCUGAGACUGCACGCGUUAUGAUAGGUUUGGAAUUUACUAAUGCCGAGAGAAGUGGCGCGGGAAGCGUACUUUCUUGCAGGUCCCCUGAGGAAAAGAACACCGCAAAUAUGCCCUCAGCUAUGGCGACUAACAUCUCGUCCGCACCUUCGGCACCCCCCUUCGCUCCCCCCUCGGCUUCAGCUUCGCAUAAACAAGUAGAAGAAGACUGCGCUAAACUGUCUGCACUUUUAUCAUGCAACACCGGCCAAGUGCAGGAAUCCAAGGUCGUUGAAACUCCCCAGCCGUAUCCAAGACAACCGCUUAACACCCAGGGGGGUGGGGACUGCGGGCAAGGCUCGGGUACGGAUUGGUCAAAAGUUAGAGAGGCGGUAGAAGAAAAAACAGCAGAGAGAAAGGGAAGCGAUGUAACUUACAGGCGCUCGGAUGAUAAUGUCCGGCCAGUACUGUCCACCCUGAUCGCGCCUGAAGGAGUAGGUGGCGUGUGGGCAGCGCUGUCUGCUCAGGUUGCACCCAUAGUGCCACUGGAGCUAACAGCAAUUGAAUAUACUGACUCUCUGCCUAUCUUUGAGCUGGCAAAACCCCUCCAUGUUUCCCUCCGAUGCCGCGUUCAAACUUCCCCUCUGGAAGGGCCUACCUUGUUCACAGAUGCCUCCUCAUCUACUGGACAAGGAGCUGUAGUGUGGCAAAACUCAGACAAUAAGUGGAGCUCAGCUAUUUUUUGUGACCGGACAGUUAGCGUACAAAUAUUGGAAGUUAUGGCUGUAACAAUAGCACUUCGUCUAUGGCAAGAAAUUCCAUGCAAUGUAGUUACUGACUCUGCUUUUGCAGCUAAGCUGCUUGCACGCAUGGGUCAAGAAGGACAUCCGAGUACUACAGCAGCCGGAUUGUUAGAAGAAGCGUUGGCCUCUCGCUCAGCUCCCGUGGCUAUACUACAUGUCCGCAGUCAUUCAGAGGUUCCAGGGUUUUUUACAAUGGGUAAUGCAGUUGCUGACAAGAUUGCAGGUACGUCAUGCUUCACUGUCAGAACUGCGCAUGAUCUUCAUGCAUCUCUUCAUAUAGGUGCCAAGGCUUUGGCACGAACCUGCUCUAUUCCCUUGCCAACAGCUCGUAAUGUAGUUCAGGCAUGUCCAUAUUGCAAUUCUGCCCCAACUAUUCGUGCAGGUGUUAACCCCCGUGGCUUAAAGCCAUUACAGAUCUGGCAGACAGAUUUCACAUGGGAACCCCGUAUGGCCCCUCGUCCAUGGCUCGCCGUUACUGUAGAUACAGCUUCUUCUAUGAUAUCAGUCACUCAACAUACAAAGUGCAAUUCAACUGCAGCACAGAGUCAUUGGGCCACUGCAAUAGCCGCAAUGGGGUUGCCCGGCCAGAUAAAAACAGAUAAUGGGUCUUGCUUCAUCUCAAAAUCGACCCAGGAAUGGCUACCAGCUUGGGUAUCUCAUUCCACAGGAAUCCCUGGCAACUCUCAGGGACAAGCAAUUGUAGAACGUGCCAAUCGCCUCCUCAAGGAAAAGUUACGCGUCCUAGGUGAGGAGGAAGGGUAUCAGAGUGCAAUUCCUGUUAAAAGACAAGCAGAGAUUCUAUCUAAAGCCAUUUACUCAUUGAAUCACUUUGAACGUGGAGAUUGCAGUAGAAGCCCUGUACAGAAACAUUGGCAGCCCAAAGUUUUGAGCGAAGGGCCUCCAGUAAAAAUAAAAGCAGAUAAUGGGGAAUGGGAGGCGGGCUGGAUGAUUCUAGUAUGGGGAAGAGGCUAUGCAGCAGUAAAACAUUGUGAAACGGGAAAAAUAGUAUGGAUACCGUCGCGAAAAAUUAGGCCAGACAUCAGCAAGGAACUAACUGGAACAUAAGUCUUCCCUUUACAGCAUUGACUCCUGGGAAGGCCCAGACAACAGAUGAGAUCGGCGAAAGAACAAGAGAAGGAGUCGCUCCUGAACAGCUUACCCACAAAAGAAAGGUGUUCAUGCUAACGAGGUACCAACUGCUAAAACACCUAAAACACAUCAGAGGCAGUGGACAGAAAGCCUUCAUCGUUGUUCACCACGACACAAGAGAGAGAGACAUCACGUCUUAGAGAGAGCAAAGAAGGACGGAGAACACCACUGAUGGGAAGUGCUUCUGGGAUGGUUCAUCAAUGCGACGGGAAUGUUUAACUCUGUUUAACUCUAUUCUAUAUUCAGUUAUAGUUGCAUUAGGUCUAACAUUAAUAUGCUUAGUGCUUAUAGUCAUAUUAUACAUAUAGGCAUAUAGGUAUAUAAGUAUAUAGUUAUAUUAGGUAUAUAGGUAUAUUACACAUAUAUAGGUAUAGUGUAUGCUGAGACAAAUGACUCGUAUGGCAAAUGCUAAGACGAACAAAUCAGCAUCAUCUAAGAAUGCAAUAUAUAGUCUUAUGUAGAACUCACGUUUAAGAUUAAAUCAUUAGGAUUAUUAAGUUAAUAGGUUGUCAUUAGGUUAAUAGGUUAUAGGGUUAUUAGGGUAGGAUUAUUCUGCGAAUCGGGAUGUAACGGGGCAAGGCUUAACCGAGAGGACAAUGGCAUGUAUAGGCGCAAUGCGGGGAUUUCGGGGUGUACGCGGUUAGGGUCCUCUCGAGUUGUAGUAGACUUUCUUGAGCUUGGAGAGGGGGAGAUGUUGUCAGCAACUGCGAGACUGAGAGACCCCCCCACGGGAUGUGACGCGAUAGGCCCUCUCCCUGCUCUAUGAUUGAUGUGUGGCACGUGCCUUAGGGGCGUACACGAAGCACAUAGGUUAUAUAAGCUAGAGUUCACGUGUAAUAAAGGCCAUUUUGCUGUUCAUCA